UUCAAACAGGCAAGGACUCAUUUUUAACUUGGACAGAAAUUAGCAAGCCUCAGUAAUUAGGAGCAUCAGUUUUCAAUUGUAGUAUUUGGUUUGACCAAUUCUUGUAAAUGUGAAAUAAAUACUACUCCAGUACAGUCCAGUUGACUUGGCCCCAUUUCUCUCUCUGCUUCCUCAGGUAAAUCUGACAGAGUGACAGUACACCACACAUCUUAAAUUGUUUCUUCUGUUUUCCUGAUUGACCAGGAAACUUUCUGUACUUUACUAGUUUGGUUUUUUCUCCAAGAUUGGAACUUUUCAUGUGGGAAUAAACUUCCUCAGGUAAGUCUCACAGUACAACCAUACAUCUCAAUCUUGAUUACUUAAGGAUCUAAGCUUUUUUGGCUUUCUUCAAAAUUUGCAAUUUGAUUUCACUUUGAGCUCAGCCUUUAGUGGUCAACAGUGACUAGCUAGCUAAUUUUCCUGUGAUAUUUAGUUUACUAGAAGAUGGGUUCAAUCCAAAAAACUGUUUACUACUGCUCAGUAUCUAAAGGUGGUCAACUUCUUUAUGCAUAUAAUAAUGGUGAAGAUCUUGAGAUUGAGAACUUGGCUGCAUUGUGCUUAGAAAGAAUUCCUCCUUUCCAUAAAUGGUAUUUUCAGACCAUGGCUAAAAAGACUUUUGGGUUUUUGAUAGAAGUUGAUGAGUAUGUGUACUUUGCUAUUGUAGAUGAGGGUCUUGGUCAUGCUGAAGUUUUAAAGUUUCUUGAACAAUUGAAGGAUGAAUUUAGAAAAUUGGCUAACAUGGGUUCUUGUUGGACUAUGUCUAAUCUAAACUCAAUUUGUUUACAAGAAAAAUCAAUUCCUGUUAUUUUACCAUGUCGAAAUGUCAAUGGGGAAAUUGAGGGUAGUGCUUCAACAAAAGUGUUGUUAUUGGGCAAGCCUAGUAGACAAGAAAAGAAGAAAAAGAAGGAUUAUGCAAUUGCUAUUAGAGAUACUGAGUUGGAGGAGCAACAAAAAUCUACAGAGCAAGUUAUUGAUUCAGUAGUUCCUCCAAUUACGUCACAGAAAGAGUUGAGCUUGGUAAGGACCAUAUCAAGAUCUCAAAACUUUCAAAGGAGGUGGUGUCGCCACGUACGCAUUGUCCUUGCAAUUGAUGUUGUGGUAUGUCUUGUGUUGUUUGUGAUUUGGUUAGUUAUUUGUGAAGGUACAAAGUGCCUUCACUAAAGUUGUGCUGCUGAUAGAAACCCUAUCUUCUCUGAAUGCUUGGAGCCAAGGAGGUCAUUGCUCGAACUUUUUGAAGUACUUCAGCACAGUGUUACAUCACAAUAAGCAUUUUCGAAGAAAAUGGAUAAUGAAAUUAACAGAUCAAGCAGUUUUUUUACACUUAUAUCAACUACAAGUUUCAUCAAAGUAUAGUUAAAAACUCAUGUUGUACAGGAAUUACUUUGGAUGGACAGAGUGGGGGAUGCAGUAGAUUACAAGCGAUGUGAGGUUCUUGUUUGUCUAUUAUUGUCCAAGUUAGUUGCAGCUUCACCGUUACUCCUUCUAACUGCCAUAUGAGUGCUUCAUUUAAAUAUUUUAAGUGUUCUUUUCUUUUCUAUUUGGAUUGAGAUGGGUCUAAUUGGAGCAAUGUGGAGCCUAUCCCGACUUGUUUGAGGUUGAGGCAUAGUAAUAGUAGUUGCAGUUUUUUCGUUUCCAUUGCAUCACAUGUAUAUACAAAUGCCUGGUUACACACGCCUAAAGAUAUUUUUGCUACUUUCUAUGUUUCUUCCCCAUCGAUAAUAAGUCUGCUAUAUCCUAUAGCAUUUCUUAUGA
Nicotiana tabacum (common tobacco) is the source of this 1791-nucleotide messenger RNA. RefSeq names its product phytolongin Phyl1.1-like. Gene Ontology annotation, cellular component: membrane. The record is from RefSeq and is a predicted model, not a curated record. Lineage: Eukaryota; Viridiplantae; Streptophyta; Magnoliopsida; Solanales; Solanaceae.